AUGGCGGACUCCAAUGACCGUCUUAAAGUUGAUGAGUUAAUGAGCAGUAGAUGGUCUAAUGCUCCAGCGGAGGAGGGACCGUGCUUCCAGGUGGUUAUUCAACAAGCGCAGACGAACAGUACCUUACCAGUAGUCAGUACAGCACAAGUGGCUCCUAUCAGCGUGUCACCAUCGGUGUACGCGGCGAACACUCCGUUGGAAAACGGUAAAGAAGUCUCUCGUGCUGAUGUUGGUCUCGCUAAACGUCAUCUUAUGGUAACAUCGUGUACGGUACGAGAUCGUGAAAAGGAUACAUACGCGUGGCGGUCGAUUUGGGGGACCUCUCGUGCUGAUAUGCAACAAAGAAAGAACAACACAACUCCUAGUGAUUAUGCAAUUCACGUUAUGGGUUUGCCCAGACAGUUGGGGAAUAGUCCGGAAGAACAUCACCGAUAUGCUGACAAAUUGAAGGAGCACUUUGAAAGGUUGGUGGGCGACAUGCCUGCCGAAGAACUAGCUGGGCGGGAUCCGAAUCAGCCUGUUGUUUGCGAGGUUGCAUUAGCACGAGAUUACCAAGGUGCGGUACGCAACUUCUUGGGACAGGGUAAACUGUACGUCCGGAAAUACGAGUUGGAAGCUCAAAUGUCGGCGUUGCAGAGUCGAGGGAAAAUUGUAAGAGGUGUGUAG
This is a messenger RNA of Perkinsus marinus ATCC 50983, 666 nucleotides long. RefSeq lists its product as hypothetical. The coding region runs from base 1 to 666 and encodes 221 amino acids. The transcript has 7 exons. NCBI's taxonomy places the organism in Eukaryota, Perkinsozoa, Perkinsida, Perkinsidae. The record is from RefSeq and is a predicted model, not a curated record.